AUGGUAAGCCAGACAGAGUUAGAGCAUGCAAUCCACGAAAAAGUUGGCCAAGUCGAUACAUUAUUUGUGUCAGAUGUGUCUGGGGGAUGCGGUCAAGCUUAUGAUAUUGUGAUUGUGUCGGAUCAAUUCGAUGGAAAGAGCACUCUUCAACGGCAUCGCCUUGUGAACGACCGCCUGAAGAACGAGAUCGCCUCGAUGCAUGCAUUCUCGCAGAAAACAUACACGACAAAGCAAUUCGGAGAGCUGAAGUCUAAAUAUUCACAACAGCCUCCGACGUCGUCGCCGUCGCCGUCGCCGUCGCUCACGAGCACUGCGACAGGAUCGGAGGCAGUCGUGACACCUCAGCAUGCGCAGCCUGCGCAGAAAAAUACUUCCCCCACAAGUAUCGACGCAGUGUCGACAAAGGCCUUCCCAAACGCUAAAGAGUCUGCCAGUGCGCGCGUGACAAGAGUUGAAAUACCACCUCGUACAAGUGAUAGUAUAAGCGUCCCAGAAUUGACCCUUACGCCUGUGUCUGAGUCCAAGUCACGCUUUGGGCCAUUCUCUCCUCAGACUGAGCCACAAUUAAGAAGCCCAAGUUCAAGCACAUUCGAUCUUCACCAGCCCCCGUCCACUCUGGAAAAUGUGAAUAUUUCUCGCUUGCACCACGCCAAUAUCACGAACCCGCAGUUUUGGCUUCGUCUGCGUGAGCUGUUGCAAAGUGAGUUCAUGCAGGAGUCAACAGCUGCAGGCGGGGAUGUCAUGGCCAUCGAUGUCAGAAGAACUACCUGA
Molecule: messenger RNA, 771 nt
Organism: Malassezia globosa CBS 7966
Lineage: Eukaryota; Fungi; Basidiomycota; Malasseziomycetes; Malasseziales; Malasseziaceae
Exons: 2
Coding region: 1-771 (256 amino acids)
Cellular component (GO): mitochondrial matrix
Source: RefSeq, a predicted model, not a curated record